CAGGGAGGUCAGAGAUGGAAGAAAUCUGGCUGCAAGACAUGCCCAGUAGCAAGAUGGGCUGAGAGCAGGGUGUCUGAGUCUCCUGGGUCAGCUGCCUGAGGAGACAGAGUGGUCUGCAGAUGACUUUCCACGUCUGGGUCCUGGGGGCUCCAGAUGCGCCAUGCUAGCGUCCAGCCACUGGUGACUAAGCAGGGAAGAAUGUGUCCAGCUGGGCGUGCCUCUUCCGGCAGAUGUGGAUAGAAAGAGUUGGAUUCUCUGCUUGUAAUGCAAGCCUGUUCUCAGUCUCUAGAAAAGUGAUUCCCCUUCAGAUGACUACCUUCUCACCGUGUCCUCGCAUGCCUUUCUUCAAUGUACCUGUGUGGAGAGAGAGAAAGAGGAAAAUCUUCCUCUUCUUGUAUUGACACAAAGCUCAUCAUGAGGGUCCCACCCUCAUGACCUUACCUCUCCUUGUUACGGGGGUCUCCUCACUUAUCAGGACUUUGGUUUUCCAUGGCAUCGCUUACCACCACCAACCACGGACUGGAAGCAGGCAAUCCUUCCUCUGACUUGUCGUCUGAAGACCCCAUGAGCUAGCCCGGAAACUCUCCAGCGUCGGACCGGAACUGGAAGCGGGAGUGGGCGUGUCGAGCUAACAAUGGCGCAGUACAAGGGCACCAUGCGGGAGGCCGGCCGGGCCAUGCACCUGAUCAAGAAGCGGGUAAAGCAGAAGGAGCAGAUGGAGGUGCUGAGGCAGCGGAUCGCCAAGGAGACCAUCAUUAAGUCAAACGUGGAUAAGAAGUUCUCGGCUUAUUACGACGCCGUGGAGGCCGAGCUGAAGUCGAGCACGGUGGGCCUGGUGACCCUGAACGACAUGAAGGCCAAGCAGGAGGCCCUGCUCAAGGAGCGGGAGAUGCAGCUGGCCCAGAAGGAGCAACUCGAGGCGCGGCGCCUGCAGCUGGAGGCGCUGCGGGAGAAGGAGCGCAAGCAGGAGCAGAAGCGCAAGAUCUGCAGUCUGUCCUUCAGCCUCGACGAGGGCGACUCGGACGCGGACGCGGUGGCGGCAGCAGCUGGGGAGCAGCCCACGUCGGCGGGGGUGUGCAAGAGGAAGAAGAACCUGGGGAAGAACCCAGACGUGGACACGAGCUUCCUGCCUGACCGCGACCGCGAGGAGGAGGAGAACCGGCUACGGGAGCAGCUGCGGCAGGAGUGGGAGGCCAAGCGCGAGAAGGUGAAAUGCGAGGAGAUGGAGGUCACGUUCAGCUACUGGGACGGCUCCGGGCACCGGCGCACCGUGCGCAUCCACAAGGGCGCCACCGUGCAGCAGUUCCUGAAAAAGGCGCUGCAGGGGCUGCGCAAGGACUUCCGCGAGCUGCGGUCGGCCGGCGUGGAGCAGCUCAUGUACGUCAAGGAGGACCUGAUCCUGCCCCACUACCACACCUUCUACGACUUCAUUGUCACCAAGGCCCGCGGCAAGAGCGGGCCGCUCUUCAACUUCGACGUGCACGACGACGUGCGGCUGCUGAGCGAUGCCACCAUGGAGAAGGAUGAGUCGCAUGCGGGCAAGGUGGUGCUUCGAAGCUGGUACGAGAAGAACAAGCACAUCUUCCCCGCCAGCCGCUGGGAGCCCUACGACCCCGAGAAGAAGUGGGAUAAGUACACUAUCCGAUGACCUCCUUCCAGCUCCCCUGAGGCUCCCUGUCGUCCCUCACCCCCACCUUGCCCUGCCCUAGCCUUGGCUCCCUGGUGGCCACCUGCCAACGCUGGGGCAGUGACAGCCAGCAGAGAAAACGGAUUUCUGGGUCCUUGAACUUCCAACUUAAAUUGGUGACCUUCAUUUCUUUCCUGAAAUUUAAUAAAGAACCAAGGGUUCUUGUGGUUCAA
Molecule: messenger RNA, 1860 nt
Organism: Suricata suricatta (meerkat)
Lineage: Eukaryota; Metazoa; Chordata; Mammalia; Carnivora; Herpestidae
Gene: FAM50B
Product: family with sequence similarity 50 member B
Exons: 4
Coding region: 635-1648 (337 amino acids)
Biological process (GO): chromatin organization
Cellular component (GO): nucleus
Source: RefSeq, a predicted model, not a curated record